Messenger RNA from Cucurbita pepo subsp. pepo (vegetable marrow), 672 nucleotides. RefSeq lists its product as uncharacterized. The record is from RefSeq and is a predicted model, not a curated record. NCBI's taxonomy places the organism in Eukaryota, Viridiplantae, Streptophyta, Magnoliopsida, Cucurbitales, Cucurbitaceae.
CGUAACUAAUUUCACAAAUCCCUAAACUCUUCUUUACCUCCAAAUCCGCAAUGGCCUCCGUCUGCAUAUCGAACUGCAUCAACGACGCUCGAGUCCCCGUCCGUCCGACCUACAUAAACCUCUACAAGUGGCCGGAAUCCGACGCCGAGUUCAUCCGAUCCGUCAGUUCCAAACUGAAUCGAACAUCGCGCGUCGUCGACAGCAUCUCUUGCCGGCAGAUGUAUCUCAGAAGUUACACGUUCUCCAGAGAAGAGGAUAACGUGGCGGAGAAGACGAACAAGUGCUUCGGCAAAGUCGGAAUGCGACAGAAAGUUUCUCGCCGGAGAAAUAAGAAGAAGAAGAAGAAGGCCAUGGCGGAGGAGGAGGACGAGUCUGAGAAGAUCAGGAAGUGUUCGACGCUGAAGAAGGCGAAGGAGUUAUCGUGCGCCGCUUUGACGUCCGUCUUCCGGCGGUUGCUAUCGUGUACCGCUAAAGUCGACGUGGCCGAUAAUGCCAGAGAGAUCCAUUAGCGAUUAGUAUUUUAAUUUCUUUAUUUUUCUCUUUUUUUCUUUUCUUCUUUUUGGUUCCCAUUGGUCUAAAUGGCAUCCGAUUCAGCAAAGAAGGAAUGUUGUUGGUGUACGGAAAAUAUGUAAAUUGGAUUUUAAUCUUUUUUUAGAGAGAUAAUAUUUUUUA